This is a messenger RNA of Cyprinodon variegatus (sheepshead minnow), 2637 nucleotides long. It is a transcript of the gene clasrp, whose product is annotated as CLK4-associating serine/arginine rich protein. Lineage: Eukaryota; Metazoa; Chordata; Actinopteri; Cyprinodontiformes; Cyprinodontidae. The record is from RefSeq and is a predicted model, not a curated record. Bases 146 to 2095 code for a protein of 649 amino acids. The transcript is spliced from 21 exons.
CUAGAGGCUGAGCUCGGUGAAGGCGGAAUACUAAGAAGGAGGCGUGUGGCGACAUUCACCCGCGGAGAUUAACCCCCGUUCGUUUUGGUGGACACUAUAAACAGCAGCCGUGCCCCGCCGCGCCCCCACCCCCAGCGGCGCCGUCAUGUGGCAGGAGGCCCGCAAACACGAGCGCAAGCUCCGUGGCAUGAUGGUAGACUACAAGCGCCGAGGCGAGCGCCGCCGCGAGUACUACGAGAAGAUAAAAAAAGAUCCUGCCCAAUUUCUACAAGUUCAUGGCCGAUCCUACAAGAUCCACCUGGACCCAGCUGUGGCGCUCGCUGCAGAAAGUCCUGCAAACAUGAUGCCGUGGCAAGGAGAUGCCAGCAACAUGAUUGACAGAUUUGAUGUGAGGGCCCAUCUGGACUACAUCCCGACUUACACUCCCCCUCUGCUCACUACAUCAACCCCAGAGCAUGAGAUGGAGGAGAGGAAGUGCAAUUAUGAGCGCUAUAGAGGUCUCGUACAGAAUGAUUUUGCCAACAUCUCAGAGGAGCAGUGUUUAUAUCAGAUCUACCUGGACGAGCUCUACGGUGGCCUGGCCAAACCAAACGAGGAUGAGAAAAAGAAACUUGCUGAGAAAAAGGUCGCCAUUGGUUACACGUAUGAAGACAGCACUGUGGCAGAGCCUCAUUCCCAGUCGGACAAAGAAGAGGACAAUUCAGAAAACAGUGAAUCUGAAGAGGAUGAGGGCAUUCCUGACAUUGAUGUGGAGGUUGAUGUUGAUGAGCUGACUCCUGAACAGCUGUUGGAUCUAAACAAAAUGGCGACUCCAUAUGGAAUGGCUGAAGGUGACUUUGUCAGGAUGUUGAAAAAAGACAAAGAGGAGGUGGAGGCUAUUAAACAUGCCAAAGCCUUGGAGGCAGAGAAAGCCAUGUACUCUGGCCGCCGCUCUCGCAGACAGAGGAGAGAGUUUAGAGAGAAGAGGCUAAAAGGGAGACAGAUCAGUCCACCGAGCUAUGCCAGAAGAGACAGCCCAACAUACGACCCUUACAAACGGCCAGAGUCGGAGUCCAGCUCUGAAUCCCGGUCGCGCUCUCGUACUCCCGGUCCGGAGAAGAUCACGUUCAUCACCAGCUUUGGAGGCAGCGACGAAGAAGCUGCACCAGCCACACAAACGGCCGCCCCUCUCUCUGGCCACGCCCCCUCCAGCUUGCAGCACUCUGCAGGUCAUAGCAGGGGCUCCCGGAGACGAAGGUCCUCCUCCAGCAGCUCCUCUUCCUACUCCUCUCGCUCCUCGUCCCGGUCCUCCUCUCGGUCCUCCUCCCGUUCACGCAGAGGCCGGCGAGGACACGCCAGGAGAGAUAGCCGCCGCUCACGGAGUCAUUCGCGAUCCAGACGACGCUCCAGAUCUCGCUCCAGAGGGAGAGGAGGAUCCUGGAGGAGACGCGACCGGACAAGAUCUCGGUCCAAUGACAGGGACAGAGGCAGAGAUAGAGACAGGGACAAAGGGAGAGAUAGGGACAGGAGACGAUAUUCAGCACGCAGACGGACAAGGUCUCGCUCCAGUUCACGGCAGGGUGGCGGUUUAAGGCAUGGAACUUGGAACAGUCGAGGACACCGGCGGAGAGACAGCAGCAGCCACAGUCCCUCUCCUUCUUCAAACCGCACAACCCACAGUCCCUCCCCUACCCACCGAGGGUCCCAGCCUGCUGCCAACUGCAUCUCUGAAAAACUGAGAAAGCCUGACACUCCGGGCGGUAAAGAGACGGGAGCUGCCAAACCAAAACUGACCCCCCAAGAGAGACUGAAGCUACGAAUGCAGAAGGCUCUCAACAAGCAGUCCAAGGCGGAUAAAAAAGCUGCUCAAGUGAAGAUCCAGCAGCAGGAACACAAGCGGCAGGAGCGAGAAGGAGAGCUACGAGCCAUGGCACGCAAGAUCCGUAUGAAGGAGCGGGAGCGACGUGAGAAAGAGCGGGACGAAUGGGAAAGACAGUACGGACGACAGAGCCAUUCUCCUUCUCCCUCCAAACAUGGCCGGGAAUACAGCUCAUACAAAAGAAGGUCGCGGUCUGACUCGCGCUCUCGCUCUCGGAGUCCACCUUACAGAUAUUGAACUGGACAGAUGGAGGAUGAGGAGCCUCUUACAGAACAAGAACUUUCUGUCAACACAAGCGACUCAACCAGAAUUGUAUCAUCAUGCACUGCUCACAUGAGAUGACUUUAGCCAAAAUGAUUUAAUCUGCUCUUUAGUUUCUGCUUCGGUUUGGAACGACUGGAGAACAUUUUUGGGUUCUUCACAUCUGCAUGUUACCUCUUUGUCCUCUUAUCUUCCUGGUCCUUUCUUUGGGAGAAACAUUUUCCAAAGUUUGAGACACAAAGCAAUACUAGAGGUUUUAAAAGGUAUCCACUUAAUGUUGGAAUCUUCUCCCCCCAUAUCUGUUUCUGUCAGAGUAAAAGUGGAAACUAAAGAUUAAGUUUAAAUGGGCUUUAACGUGUCAUUUCCAGAAAUAUCAAAUUAAAACCAUUUCACAAAAGCAGACCAGGUUUUUGCAUUGAAUUACUCUUUUUGUACUCUGUCUUCAGCUGGCUAAUAACACCAAACAACUUUUUUUUCUCUGUACUAUUUGAAUGUUAAAUAGAACAAAUAAAACUCAC